AUGUCAUUCAAUCCCAAUAUGAGUGAAAUAAGAUUAACUAAUUAAUCUCCCAAUAGAAACUUUAAUCCAAUGAAUUCUUCGGUUUAAUUUAUACCAGAUCUUAUUCUUGACAACCAGCCUGAUGAAUAAAUUUCUCCAAGAAAGGAAAUAAUUAAGAAAGGAAUUUUGAAGACUUUUUAUUAUUAAGUAAUAUGAUAUUUAGAAGUAGGAUGUUAAAAGAAGAAAGUUGAUAGGUUGUAAUAUAUAUGUGAACGAAAUGAAUGAAUAGUAAUUAUAAUUAUCUAAAAGAGGAAGUAUAUUUUAUUACAAUAACUAAAGUGACUUGUAGAAUAUGCAUGAACGAAGAGGAAACUUCAAGAUUUAUUAUGCCCUGUGCAUGUAAAGGAAGUUUGUAAUAUAUACAUGAAGAAUGUUUAAAACUUUGGAUCCUUUAGAAAAAUGGCAUAGAAGAUGUAUUUAAAGAUAGAGUACUUAUUAAAAUUAAGAUAUUAGAUUAAAUGUGAAUUAUGUUCACAAAAAUUUCGUAUGCGAAUGCAAUUACACAAUCACUUUCAAAAAUCUCGAUUUUGGGAUGUACCAAAACACUAAAAGAUAUGUUGGCUUAUUUAACUUUUCUUUAUUUUUGCUAUAAUCAGUUCUAUUGCUGGUACAAUAUAUAUACUAUAUAGUAUUAUUCAUUCAAUUUGGUUUAUCUAAUAUAGGUGUAGAUGCAGUCAUGACUUUAUUGAUCGUCUUGUGUUUUAUUUUAAUAGUUUAUCUUGUUGCAAGUUUCAUUGCAUUUCAUUAAGUAGAAAUGAUAGAAAAUUGGACUAUAAGUAAUUAUCGACCAAGAAGAGAUACAAAAUAGGGUAGCUUUUUUUAAUUAUAAUCUCAAAUGGGAUAAAGUGUGACCGGUAGUCCCAUAGCUAAGAAAAAGACAGCCAUAAUUCAUCCGAAUGGCAUAACGAACUUAUAGGUCAUUUAAGUCAAUUAACUGAUGACAAGUACAAAUAUCUCAGAAUAAUGAA
Molecule: messenger RNA, 1007 nt
Organism: Paramecium pentaurelia
Lineage: Eukaryota; Ciliophora; Oligohymenophorea; Peniculida; Parameciidae
Source: the annotation of a GenBank genome assembly